Acanthocheilonema viteae is the source of this 228-nucleotide messenger RNA. NCBI's taxonomy places the organism in Eukaryota, Metazoa, Nematoda, Chromadorea, Rhabditida, Onchocercidae. The record is from the annotation of a GenBank genome assembly.
AUGUCACAGAGCUCCGCUCAGAUUCGUAAGCAGCUUGUAAAUCUGGAGAGAGAUGAGAGAGCCUUACAACGACUUCAUGUCAAUUUUACAGGAUUAGCGCGAGCCGUACAAUUAGAAUCGAUACGUUUGGAUGCACUGAAGAGUAAAAUUCAGUCUUCACAACGUACAUUGAGUCCGAAUAUUUCUUCGGGACCAGAUUGCAGUUCAGUUAAAAUGUCGGAUUCUUGA